UUAGAGGAGGGGGGAGGCGCACAUGCAUUGAGAGAAACACACUCACUCUCACACACACAUAGUGGCGACCACAUUUUCACAGCCUGCUCUUCAGACUGACAGCAGCAAACGGAGUUGAGCACCAGCACGAUUAAGCAAGGGAGGAAGAGAGGAUUGGGAGUGAGGUAGAAGAGAGGACAGGACAGAAGGAAGCGCAGGAUUUUCCCUUUUUACCCUCUUUUAGCUCUUCUGGGAGCCAUAAAAGGAAUCUUUCCCCCUGAACUUGUUCUGCUUCAGGACCUGCACCCUGCUAUGGCAGCCCUAACGGGAUAUGGGAACACUGUCUCCCUCUCAUCUCGCUCCUCUCAUCCUUGGACUACCCUCCUCUGGGCUCUGUCGACCCUCCUUAUCCAUGUGCAGGGCUUUAACCUGGAUACGAUUCACACGCUGCAUAAGUUGGGAGACAAGGGCACGUUUUUUGGUUUCUCACUCGCACUUCACCAGCAGCUAACCCCCAAACCUCAGAGCUGGAUCCUGGUGGGGGCACCACAGGCAGCAGGGCAGGGCCUGCUGAAAGGCAGUCGGCCAGGUGCCUUGUUCAGGUGUCCAAUCACACCUGAGGAGUAUGACUGUGAAAGAGUGGAUAUUGAUGGAGAGGUGAGCCUGGACAGAGAAAGUAAAGACAACCAGUGGCUGGGAGUCACUGUGAAGAGUCAGGGGAUCGGAGGGAAGGUGGUGACCUGUGCUCACCUGUAUGAGCUCAGGCAACGUGUGAGUCAGCCUUCAGAGACCCGGGAUCCGAUUGGACGCUGCUAUGUCCUGAGUGAAGACCUGACAGAGCGAGAUGAUUUGGAUGGAGGGGAGUGGAAGUUUUGUGAGGGCCGGCCGCAGGGACAUGAGCAGUUUGGCUUCUGUCAGCAGGGCCUGUCUGUCAGUUUCACCCCUGACAACAACUUCAUUCUGUUUGGGGCGCCGGGAACAUACAACUGGAAAGGAGAGAUGCGCGUCCAGCUCCUAAACCAAACCAUGCUUGACCUCGGUUUCUAUGAUGAUGGACCCUACGAGGUGGCAGAUCAGAAACAACUUAAUGCCCAGCUCAUCCCUGUGCCCUACCACAGUUACCUGGGGUUUUCCGUGGACUCCGCCAUGGGGAUAAUGAGCCUCGGGGAGCUGACCUUUGUGGCGGGUGCGCCUCGGGCCAAUCACACAGGAGCAGUGGUGCUGCUGAGAAAGGAUAACGUUUACCGGCUGGUGCCACAGCACAUCUUCUGGGGGGAGGAGCUGGCAUCCUCAUUUGGGUACUCGGUGGCUACAACAGAUCUGAACAAAGACGGCUGGACCGAUCUGAUUAUUGGAGCUCCUAAUUUCUUUGAUCGAAAGGCAGAAAUCGGAGGAGCUGUGUAUGUGUACCUGAACCCCUUUGGUCACUGGGAUGACCAGGCCCGGCCAAUCCGACUGAAUGGGACCUAUGACUCCAUGUUUGGAAUGACAGUGAGCAACAUUGGUGAUCUGGACCAGGACGGAUACGGAGACAUUGCUGUUGGGGCACCAUUUGAUGGAGAUGGUAAAGUUUUUAUCUACAGAGGAUCAGAUGCUGGGAUUGAAACCAAACCUGCUCAGGUACUGGAUGGCCAGGACUAUGAUGUGAGACGGUUUGGAUACUCUAUCUCAGGUGGCUUGGAUAUUGACAAUAAUAAGUACCCAGAUGUUGCAGUUGGAUCUCUAAACAAUUCAGUGGUUCUCUUCAGGUCUCGCCCAGUCAUCCACAUGCUCAGAGAAAUAUCUAUUGACCCUCUGUACAUUGAUCUGGGGCAGCACAACUGCAAGGGAAGAGAAGGAGUCUGCAUGGAGGUCAAGGCCUGCUUCACCUUCACAGCCCACCCAGAACACUACUCUCCAAACAUCACUCUGGUGGUGCGCUUUGAAGCCGACACAGAGCGCAGGAAGUUGGGACUCCCGCACCGUGUCACCUUCCUUGGCCGCAGUUCUCUGGAGCCAGAGUACACGCAGACAGAGGAGGUGGAAAUGCAUCGGCAGGGUUAUCCUGUGUGCACCACUACUGUCUUCCAGCUUCAUGAUAACAUCCAAGACAAACUACGCCCCAUCUCAUUGGCCAUGACUCACACUAUCAAGCCUGUGCCGCCACGCAGACACUCGGGGGCUAAAAGGCUGGAGAAGCUGGCGCCUGUUCUGAAUGUUUCCCCCUCCAACACGCUGCACUCUGAGGUGAACUUCCUGCGUGAAGGAUGCGGCAGUGACAAAAUCUGCCAGAGCAACCUGAAGCUGGGCUACAAGUUUGGAACAAGACCCAUGACCUCAGACCUCUUCACCCCUCUGCCAAAAGAUGAGGAUGGCGUGCAGGUGUUCUCCCUGUCAGAUCAGCGAGUUGUGGUGCUGGAGAUCACCAUCACCAAUAUGCCGUCUGACCCCCUACACCCCAAUGAAGACGGAGAUGAUGCUCAUGCGGCUCAGCUGCUCAUCUCUCUUCCUGACACUCUGUCGUAUGCCGGCUCCAGGAUCCCACCACAGAUGAGGUGUCAAGCAAACCAGAAUGGCUCACAGGUUGAAUGUGACCUGGGAAACCCUAUGAAACGAGACACUAAGUUGAAGUUCACCAUCAACUUGAGCACAUCCAACAUCACAAUUGAGACGACUGAGCUGACUGCAGAUCUGGUGUUGUCAACUAUCAGUGAGCAGCCUGACCUGGAACCAGUCACAGCUUUUGCUAGAGUUGUUAUAGAGCUCCCUCUGUCUGUCAGCGGGCUGGCCAAUCCUCACCAGCUGUUCUUCAGCGGGACAGUGAGAGGAGAGAGCGCCAUGAGGAGUCUUGAUGACGUCGGCAGUCCCGUAGAUUUUGAGUUUGUGGUUGCUAAUCCUGGACAAGCUCUGCAGACGUUCGGCUCAGCUUUUUUAAACAUCAUGUGGCCUUAUGAGCUGGCCAAUGAGAAAUGGCUCCUGUAUCCUGCUAGCUUGAAGUUUGAGGGUCAACCAGGCACACGCUGCACCCCAGAAGGGACACUGAAUCCUUUGCAGCUGGAUUGGAGUGCCCCAUCAGCAGAUCCUUCUCUGGUUGUCAGUCAGGGGGGUGUACGAAGACGUCGCUCCAACCCAGAGGGUGAGGGUCAAGUGAUGACAAAAGGCAGCGUGGGACGAACAACCCCAGCUGUUGCAGCUUCAGAGAGACGCAAGUCACUCAAACUGGAUUGUCUGUUGGGGUCGGCCCGCUGCGUCCUGUUUCAGUGUCCGCUCCACAGCUUCUCUGGCAAGGCUGUCCUCAAGAUCCAUGCCCGCCUCUGGAACAGCAGCUUCAUAGAGGACUUUUCAUCAGUCAGCGCUCUGGAGCUGCUGGUCAGAGCAAACAUCACUGUCAAGUCCAGCAUCAAACACCUGGUCCUGAAGGAUGCAGCUGCACAGGUUCCAGUGAUGAUCUAUCCUGAACCCGGUCUCACAGAUCAGUACUGGAUCCCAUGGUGGAUUAUCCUCAUAGCCGUCCUAGCAGGCAUCCUGCUGCUGACUCUACUCGUCUGCAUACUGUGGAAGUGUGGCUUCUUCCAGCGGGCCCACUACAAAGACAAACUGCCUCAGUACCACGCCGUGAAGAUUCCCCGCGAGGACCGGCCACAGUUCCAGACUGAGAAGUCUGGAGUCAUUCAUAAAAAGGAAUGGGCCACGCACUGGAGUGAUGGGACCUCGUAACUCCCGCUGAAGCACUGACUGACUGACUGAAUUAACUCAAAUCACCCAGUGUGGCACUCCAUCUGUCUUCGCUUUGGGACUAACAGACUAAAAACAUGUGCACACAGACUGAGAUCUAACAUCUUGUGCACAGCGUACUGAGUCAGUACUGGCAUACUGGUGGCCUGUUCCACUCAGACUGGAUCUAUAAUCUCCCAUACUGUAGCCCACUUAUGGCUGGCCUUGGUCUAUUUAUACUGAGCAUCCAUGUCAGUGUUUAACAGUAAAUACUGAAGGCCAGCAACAACAUUAGAACCAGAUUAGCUGCUCAAUAUGUUUCACAGGAUGCUCUCAUGGAAGGCUUCAGAACAAGGAGGAGAAAAACUCACAACCCAAAGACGUGCAUGAAUGCAUAAAAUACAGAUCAAUAAUUCAUAUAGACACACUGGACUUUAAUGAAGAAGCUACUGCCUGGUACAAAGACUACUUCUGCCUUAACUACUGUAAGACUGACAACUUAGAAGGGCAAUGAAAAAAAGUUUUUUUAUAUAUAAAUGAUGUUUGGGGAUUUUCUUUCUUAGCACUGGUAACAAUGGGACAGUGUGAGAUAUCAGGAGGGUGAAAUGUUGCAGGAUGUGUUGUGGUGUUGGUGCGCUGGAUGCUGAAAAAAAGCCAUUAACGAGUUCACUUGAUCCAAGGAGUAACGUCUUCUAAAAGAGAGAUGUUUGUUGUGUCUUUUUACAUUUUUGUUAACAUGUCAGUCAAAAGUACUGUACAUCAACAGUGUAUCACCUGGGUGAACUUGAAUAAGAAUGAGAAAACACAGCAGCCAUGGCUAGAGCACUGUUGUUGCAUGGAAACCAAAAUAAGUCAGAAAAGCAGUGCCGUGUUUAAAAUGUCAUCUUUUUUAAAUCUAAAAAUGAUUUUUGAAUGAAUGUCCAGGCUCAUAAGAGCAUUAACUCUCCUCGUGUAUUAAAGGAUCAUGUGUGUAAACAUGGUUUUAUAAUGAAACCUGUAAGAGUAGGUAUGACUGAGUAACACAUAAAUGAUGAGGUUUCAAACAAAACCACCCCCUUUUUUCCAAUUAAGAUGUUAAAUUUUCUCUCUGACAGUCUUUGUUUUAAUAUGAUGCUCUGGAAAAAGAAGAGAACUGCAAAAAUGCACCCACUGACCACUUUAUUAGGUACACCUGUCCAGCUUAUUAGGCAUUAAAACCUCCUACAGACUGCAUUUUUAGCAAUCUUAUGUUUCUGGUGUACUACACUGUGCAGCAUGAAUCUCAUAUGACAUCAGGUUUGUUGUGGGUAGACUGUACAAUGACAAUUAGCCCUAAAUGCUGCUGUCAUCAGUGUGUAUCAUUCAUCUACACCUUAUGUGCUGUGGUAUAUAAUGAAGCAAAACAACAACAAAGACGUUGAAAUUGUGGCUUUGGUUCCCAACCUUUUUACCUGGGCCUAAAUACUCUUGUUUUAGAGGAAAUAUCUAUGAAUAAACUUUCCAUUAUUACAGCAGUGUGUAAGUGGCACUCAAGAAAGAAAACAGUUAACUCCAAAUUCUGGAGUUUAAAAAGUUAAUUUGUGAGGGGAAAAAAAAUGUUUGACAGUCAAAGUCAAAAACCAAAACAACUUUUGAGUUGUCGGGGGGGUUUGCACUUGACAUCAAUGAAGCCCAUCAGUGGAGUGCUAAGCCCAAGCUCAAAAGUUGUUGAAAAGUUUCCAAAAAGGCCGCUUAUCUCUAAAUCAAAGUUAUGGAGGACAAAACAAUAACAUUUCACUGGCUGAGUCAUAUAAACUAGUGUAAUAUAUUGUUGUUUUAGACUUCAGAACUUGGAUUUUGAGAUGUGCUCUCAUCUUUGGAAACUUUGAAGGAAUUUUGAGAUCAUAAAGUCUAGAAACCACCAUCUUCAGUUUUGGUUAUUGUCCAUUUUUAUUUCUGUAAAUUUAUGAUUUUAAGAACUUAAUAUUUUUGAGAUUCUAAUAUGAAAAUGUAAGACUUUUUUAACUCAGGAAUUUAAAAGUUUUUUUAUUGUCAAUUUGUUGCUUUUUUAAACUCUCAAUUUCUGAGUUUAUUUUCUUGUAAAUAUAUGAAUUUAUACUCUCAAAAAUCAGGGUUUUUUUAACCAAAAUUUGGCUUUUUUUGCUCAAAAAUUAACAGAUUCUCGUCCCUUUAAUCUUCUAGAUUGGCCCAAAUAGCAUUGUACACUAUGUUUCAAAUCAUGAUUUAAAAACACACAAUUUUUUUGACGAUAUCAGAGUAGACAGAGCUCCCCUGUUCACUUAAAUCAUCUUUCUUCGUCAUCUUGAUGAUCAUUUUAAACUGACGCAGAUCAUCUUGACCAUGUCUACCUUUGGGCACCGGCUCCUGCCAUGUGAUUGUCUGAUUAGACAUUUGUGAUAACAAGUAGCUGAACAGGUGUGCCUAAUGAAGUGGUUACUGGGUGUGUUUUUUCAACGGUCGUUCUAUCUAAAGGUUUGUGUUGAAUAAAUGUAACUUUUUGUCAUUAAGUAAAGAAACCAAAUGACAACUGGUUAAGAAAACAUAGAUGCUGUUCUUUUCAAACCCAAAAAGGGAACCAAACAAGUUCCUAUUCAUUUAACUGAAGAGUACAGAUGUUUUAAUGUUUGAAGAAUUCAGGAAUCAAUGUUUGGAAGAUUAACCCUUUUAUAUCUAAUACAGCUGUCAUGCAUUUGCAAAUAAAAUACCCAAAUGUGAAUAUCUUAUCUGGAAGUUAGAAAGUAUGUGUUAAAUAAAAAACAUUAAUUUAGAUGCAAACCUAUAAAUAGAACCAGAGUAGCAUAUUUUUACAGUGAUUUCAAACACUCUAUGAACUUUGUUGUUGGUAAUCUAUUCCAGUGACCUAACGUUAAAUCCAAUACUGUUUCUCACUGUGUACAAGUGCCUUAUGGUGACUGUGGAACAGAAGGCGACUUGCAGACUACAUCGGGCUGUCGUGAAGCAUCUUUUGAACACCUGUGGACGAAUAAACAUCACUUAACACUUCAAAAACAUCAAGAGCGGAGAGACGAAGAGCAAAAUAUGUUGACGAGGAACCACACAGACUUUCUUUGGAUCUGUUUUGGGUGGAUGAAGUGGUUGUAAAGCAUGAAGAGUCAGCUUGUUUUUAAGGUAUUGCUGGACAAUCUUAUUAGCUGCAUGAAGCUCCUGUUCUGAUGUUCCCCCUUUUUUUUGUCCAUAAUUUCAAUGUUUUUAUUUAUUUUUGUUUGGCAGCACUGUUUUCACAUUGUAAAUAAAGUAAAAGGAAACAAAAUAAAACUAUCAGAUAAA
Molecule: messenger RNA, 6939 nt
Organism: Cheilinus undulatus (humphead wrasse)
Lineage: Eukaryota; Metazoa; Chordata; Actinopteri; Labriformes; Labridae
Gene: itga7
Product: integrin, alpha 7
Exons: 25
Coding region: 292-3675 (1127 amino acids)
Biological process (GO): cell-matrix adhesion; integrin-mediated signaling pathway; cell-cell adhesion
Cellular component (GO): integrin complex; external side of plasma membrane
Molecular function (GO): integrin binding
Source: RefSeq, a predicted model, not a curated record